UUGUCCUGCAGUGGAGAGACGGCGGGACUCGGGAGCAUCCGCCGAAACAAGACGACGACGAGGACAACAGGGAUGAAUAAGUGACUGUGUCCACCACCUACGUCAUCAUGUCCAAACAGAGGACAGCCAAGACCCUGAUCAUCACGGACGAUGAAGAGAUGCAGCCUGGUGAGCUGAACCCCUUCUCCUUCAGAGAGUUCCUACGCUGGAAAAACGAGGACUUGGACCAGGACCAGGACCAGGACCAGGAGCAUCAGGCACUCAGUGAGGGCAUCUUUGAUGUUGGGACCUCAACCAUUGACUCUGAUGUCAGAAGCCAUUUCUUCCACGAGCCCUCUCUGGCACCACGGGAGGAAGAAGAGGAGGGGUGGGGGCGGAGCUUUCAGUCUGGUGUAGACAGCACUUCCUCCCUCUGCACAGAGGAGGAGGAGGACGAUGAUGAAGAGGAGACCAGGUUCUCCUCAAAACCUGAUGACCAGCAAAGAGGAGAAGGGGGAGGAGGAGGAGGAGGAGGAGGAGAGAACUAUGAAGGGGAUGAUGAGACCUCCAUGGCAGAACCUGGCACUUCCCUCAGGAGAAGGAGUGGAAGGAACAGCCACAUACAACAGGUAAAAGAGGAGAACAUGUUGUUAAAGAGAACCAUCCGGGAGCUGCAGAGGAGUUCAGACGCUAAUGAACGCAGAGUGGUGGAGCUGACUGAGGAGCUGCUCCACAGGAGGCGUAAAGAGGAGAAGGAGGCUCAGGAUCUUGAGAACAUGGUUCAGUCUGUGGAGCAGAACCUCCACCUGAUGACGAAGCGAGCAAUGAAGGCUGAGAACUGUGUGUCCAAACUGAAGGCAGAGCUUCAACAGCUACAGGUAGAGGUGGACUUGCUGCGGUCAGAGAACGACAGUCUGAAGGCGGCAGAGUCUCAGGUCAUUAUGACGAUGAGGCAAAAUGCACAGGUGGCGUCUGAGUAUCUGAACAAAUCGGCAAGCCACGCCCACACUUCCAUCAGUCAGCUGUUGAGGGAAGCAGAGACACUCCACCUGGUCUCGCAGCUCCUUCAGUCCAUCGACAAGAUUUCUACCAUCAGCUCAGAGUCCUGAACCCGUCCAGACUACACCUGCACCUUCCCUCUGAUGGACAUGAGGAUAUGGUUGUCAUGGAAACAGCACAGAAAGGACAUUCUGUGAGUCUCGAUCCUCACCUGUACUGAAGCGCUAAUGGCAUCACAGCAACUGGGGGGGACGUCUGGUUCCUGAUUGGUCAGUUUGUUGAACAUUGUCUCUUGAGGACAGAGUGAUGACAGCGACAUUGUAACAGACGGUGUCAUCAGGACUGAAACAUGUCAUCGAUCGUGCAGCUGUGAAUAUUUUACUCUAAUUAAACCUCUAUGUUUGUUUAUCAAA
Solea solea (common sole) is the source of this 1391-nucleotide messenger RNA. RefSeq names its product endosome associated trafficking regulator 1 (gene entr1). Gene Ontology annotation, biological process: regulation of cytokinesis; positive regulation of cilium assembly; positive regulation of protein localization to cilium. The transcript has 10 exons. Gene Ontology annotation, cellular component: centrosome; ciliary basal body; early endosome. The record is from RefSeq and is a predicted model, not a curated record. NCBI's taxonomy places the organism in Eukaryota, Metazoa, Chordata, Actinopteri, Pleuronectiformes, Soleidae. The coding region runs from base 108 to 1088 and encodes 326 amino acids.